AAAACAACGUGAAACAAAUCUAUUUAGAUUAUUUAAAUGAAUUAAUACAAAUAAUUAAUCAAAUUCAAAUUGAUUAUAAAUCUCAUCAAUUAACUGAUGAAAAUGAAAUAAAUAAUUUAAAACAACUUCAUGAAUUUCAUACAUUACUUUUAUCAAAACAUGAUUUAAUUGAACAUUUAAAUUCAAAUGAAUUUAUUUGA
Molecule: messenger RNA, 200 nt
Organism: Rotaria sordida
Lineage: Eukaryota; Metazoa; Rotifera; Eurotatoria; Philodinida; Philodinidae
Source: the annotation of a GenBank genome assembly